AGGGAUGAGGAAAAAUAAGGAACAGAAUAUUCUAGUGCGGGAAACCUGUGUCCUCAUAGGCCAACAUGAGCUCUGACUCGGUACCUUCGACCUCAGAAAUAAAAGUGACAUAUUUUAAUCAAAUAAAUGGUCUUUUAAGCUAUAGUUUCCAUCAGGGUUCGAAUCAUGGGGGAGCUCAAGGGGACUCGGCUCCCCAUGAAAGGGUGAUGAGCUCCCCUAGAAGUCGUCUAUUUACACAGCGGGGGGUGGGGUUGAAAAAAAACCUCCUGCAUUACAUUAUUUAUAUAAAUUCUCAGUGUACCGGGGACUCUUGAGCAGAGAUGAUGCAGAGUGCCGAUUGUUGAUGCGCUCCAGGCGGCUGGGCCCUGCUCAGGACCACAGUAACAUUCUCAAAGUGGCGCCACCAAAAAAAUAUAUAAUUAACACUCGAUAGUUAAUGUCUGCUCAUAUUCUCUGGUCCUUUCUGUCUUUUAUUUGUGCCUCAUGUGCAAAACUCAGACCCACACCCCAGGGCCGUUUGAAGGCAUUUUGGGGGCCAAGGCUAAAUAGACACCCCCUUUCCACCCCCCAUCUCACUGGGCUCCCUCGAAACCUUCUGUGUAAUUCAUACCCUGGUUGCUAUCCAUCUUCACUUGUUUUAAUCUGAUAAAUUUGUGUUCUUUAUGCAUCAUCGCUGCAUUUCAACAUCAGUGAUUUUUUUUUUAUUAGUCAUUAAAGUCUUUAGUGAUUAUUAAAGUGAUUGUUUUUUCUUCCCGAACGCCGUGGCCUGUUUCUUUUUGGAGUUGUUUAAUUAGCGAACGGAUAAAAUUUAUUAGGUUUUUCUGCAACAAAAGCUCACUCUGGUGGAUCUGAUAUUAAUCGAGACUGUUAUAUGCAAAAGGGAGAUUUAAAAAAAUCAAUUUAUUUCUGGGAAAAUCACCACUAGGGUUUUUCCUCAAAGUGUGUCUGAGCAGCGCGUUCUGAGCCUUGAUAAAACCAUCGUCUGGUAUUUUAUCUCUCAUGAUUCCAGUAGGAGACUGAUGAUUAUUUCUCAAAGCCUUUGACAAGUUAACUGACAUACAUCUCACCUUUCACUGUCAGGUGUUAGUAAUGACAAGAGUAAAUGUGAAAAACUGGCUGCAACAAAAGUCUCGGUGCUGGUGGAAAAUGAUGCCAUGUUUAUGUUCGUGUUUGUCUGGCAUGAGGUGAUAUAUUGACACUCAGCUUCACAGGAGACUGCUCACAUUUUGUUGCAGCUCAUAUUAAAUGUUCAGUGUGUUUUAUGUACAUCAGUCGGAAUAAAACCGGAUUAAACAGUCUAAAAACUGGACUUUCUGUGUGUUUUAACCGAACAAACACACUUUGCACAUCUUCUGUUGUCAGCUUUAAAUUGACCAGAAUGAAACAAAUAUAUAUAUAAUCAUUUAUAUGGCAUUUUAUGUCAAAUUACCCAGAAUUCAUAUAUUACAGGGCUGCCGGUGACAGAUUUAGACGCAAGACAAAACACUAACCCUUGGGUGAAGGAAUCAAUUAGCACAGAAACAGUUCCUAAAAUAGCAUCUCUACUCAAAUAGUAUUUUAGCACUAAAUAUUUUAUGAUGAUAUCCAGACAUUUGCUGAAAGCUAUACUUAUAUUAAACUCAGUUUGUAUUUAUUUUCACUCAAUGUUCAUAAAAAAAUUUAGCAGUUUUCUUGGGGCAGCAGUAGCUCAACAGGUUUAGCGGGUUGUCCAGUAAUCGGAAGGUUGCAGGUUCGAUCCCGGCUCCCGGACAGAGAAUGCUGCUGUUGUGUCCUUGGGCAAGACACUUUACCCACCUUGCUUGCUGGUGGUGGUCAGAGGGACCGGUGGCACCUGUGCUCGGCAGCUUCGCCUCUGUCAGUGCGCCCCAGGGCAGCUGUGGCUACAUCGUAGCUCAUCACCAUUAGUGUGUGAAUGUGUGUGUGAAUGGAUGAAUGAUGCACUGUAGUGUAAAGCGCUUUGGAGUCCUUACUCUGAGAGGCGCUAUACAAGUGCGGGUCAUUUAUCAUUUAUUUAUCAUUUAUCCUGCCUCAGAAACGUGGCUUUUGUCGCAAACUGUGUCCCAAAAAGGAACUCUUAUCGAAUUAUUAAUGUACGUUUAAUUUUAAAAGCUGAAUAAAAUAAAAUAUGCUAAAAUAGUAAUGUCGUGCAAAUCAUUUAGCAUUGCAUAAUAAAGCCUUAAAGUUAAGUAAAAUGAAUUUUGAUCAUUUUAUGAACUCCUUAACUUAAUAAGUAGCCAAAUUAUUGCACAUUACAUAAUGUUGGUCAUUUUCUUAAAAUUACUUUGUUGGUUUAAAUUAGAAAAUUUGUUUCUGUAUUAAUGUAUUUAUUUAUUUAUUUAUUUAUUUAUUUUUGUUAUUUAAGAGAUGUAAAACUUUAUUUGCACAUCCUUACCAUAUUUCAGCAGUGGUGUGCCCAGAAAAUGUUUACGAGGGGGGCAGUGUAAGUUUUGGGGGGCACACCGAAUUGAAACACAAACAUUUAAUUUUAUGGCUUCAAUAUUUACAUCUUCGUUAAACAAGAUGAAUGUAUGAUUUGUGUGAACGUGAAUGUGAUUUAUUAAGGGGGAUCGGGGGUGGUCUUCCCUGGGGACAACAGUGGGGUCCCUAGUUCUUUUACUCCCAGGGGAGUACACAUGGUCACAGAUAAAGUUAAAAAAUGAUUACGAUUCACUAGCUUCAGUUAACCUAAUUUAUAUAGGAGAAAACAGAGAAAUAGUUCAGAGAACACAGGCCUGGACCCUUAAAGCAACAAUAGUUGUGAUCUAUCAAAAGUAUUUUUUGCGUAAAUCAUCUUUGAUACCUUAUGCUAGGCUCCUCAGUACGUUAGUUAAUGAGAGUGGCCACACAGGGAGCGCUGCGCCGCGACCCAGAAGCGCCGCGCCGAGGCCCUGAAGAUAGGCGCCAGUUCUAUUUCAAGUGCUGCGGCUGUUUACAACAUUGUGGAGUACUUUACGACAGACAUUCCGACGAGGAACGGCAUUACUGCACAAACCCAGCCGCAGAUUUGAUAACUUUAAAGUACUACUGAUCUUAAAACAUUCUAAUGAAUAGUGUACUUACCCAUUUUUAAAGGAUUAGAUUCUCUCAAAACACAAUGGCAGGUCUGAUCACGUCAAAACAAACGAGUCACUUUCCGCUUCCUGUUCUCAAUUCCCACGUGAAGUUGUGACUAUUGCGCGACUUUCGAAGAAGUGCUCAGCGCCGCGUCUUGCGUGACCACUUGACUUCUCGAAACCACGGCGCGUCUGUCUCCGGUGGGCCCCAGCUUAACGCUAAAAGUUAGCUUCGACUUACCAACACAUGCUUUUCUCUCUCCUGGAUGCUAAACCACCAACAGCCUUUCUCUUCGCAAGAAAAGAUGGAUGAAUCCAUUAAUGUUAAUUUAACAUUAUGAUGUACUAAUGUCGCUGGAAUUUCUAAUACAAGCACUUCCGUGUUCAUUGUGUAACAGCAGCUAAGGAAAUAGAAGUAGAGUAACCAAUCAUAUCAGUGAACUUGCUCUUUAAACUAGGAACGAUCAUACUAAUGGUAUGAUUAAAGGUGAAGGCCAAGUGAAUGUGACACAGGGCAGCAUUUUGAAAAUACACUAAUUACCACAAAAAUGUUCUCAAUUAACAUAAAUACUUGAAAAAACAAUCAAUCCUGCUGAAAGUGAAAUAAUAGAUGAUAGACAUGAACGAACAAGGAGUGACAUCAAAGAACCUAAAUCUAUAAAACAAAACGGAAAAAAAAACUCAUUAAACUUAGUCUAAUGAGUUUGAUGAAGAUCCUUGUCUUUAGCAACCUGAUAAUGUUGAAGCUAAAUGGAAAAUGUAUUUUUUUCUGUUUAAGAUCAGUCCUUACUACUCCAGCGGUGCUAAGUGACGACACAGACGGAGAAAAAAACGGUACGGUGAAAAAGAAAAGAGGAAAAAGGGACAAACUCAGUGUCUUCCAAGCUUUUAAAGCAAAUGAAUAAAGCAGCAGCCUGUAUAAGCGCGCUUCUCUUUAUUAGAGAGCAGUCAGCAAAGAGCACUUCAAACUCCACUUCCUCCCCAUCCUGAGAAGGAACUUGCGUGUGCUGAUGAGUGUGUCUAAAUCUACUUGCAGCUGAACCGGUGUGCCGGCCUGAGAGUGUGUGUCUCUGCUACAGCCCAGCAGCACCGCAGAGGAAUUGGCAGCAUCAGAGGAUGUGCUGGAGCAUGUACAGAUUUCGUAGAGGGGUAAACAGUUUAUACGUUCACCUCUGCUGCCACUGUCUGAGGAUGGGCUGGACAGGGGAGAGGCAGAAUCUGACUUUCUGAAUCCUCAGGAGUAGGAGGGUGACUGAAUUGGACGAUUUGUUUUCUUCACUCCUGCAUCCUUUUUCCUCUGUCCUUGUCUUGUCUGCGCAUUUUCGGUGGUCCGCAACUCUGUGGACCCAGUCUGCAGAUAUGGAACAGGGUUGAAUUUGUCAAUGUCGCUGCCUGACAGGGAGUCUGUGAGACGGCCGGCCACUCCCCCCGCCUCUGGUCCCCUUCAUGCCGUGCUGUGGGCUGGGCCAUCGGCGCAGAGCAGAGCAUCCAUAUGGUUCGGCCGACUCCUACACCAGCCGUCCAUCAGACUCCGAUGUCUCCCUGGAGGAGGACAAGGAGGCAGCGCGCAGAGAGGCAGAACGACAGGCUCAGACACAGCUUGACAAGGCCAGGACCAAAGCAGUUGCAUUUGCUGUUCGCACAAAUGUCAGCUACAGCCCGAGUAAUGAUGACGAUGUCCCUGUGCCAGGGAUGGCCGUCUCCUUUGAAGCUAAAGACUUCCUUCACGUCAAAGAGAAAUUCAACAACGACUGGUGGAUAGGGCGCCUGGUGAAAGAAGGCUGUGACAUUGGCUUCAUUCCCAGCCCGGUGAAGCUCGAAAACACUCGCAUCCUCCAGGAGCAGAGAGCCAAACAGGGCAAGUUCUACUCCAGUAAACUAGGAGCAAACUCAUCAUCUAGUUUAGGUGAAGUGGUUUCUAACUCAAGGAAAUCAACUCCUCCUUCAUCUGCUGUUGACAUAGACGCCACAGGUUUAGACGCAGAGGACAGUGAGCUUCAAGUCAACCUGCGCUCCCCUAAAGCCAGUCCAAAUACUGUUUUAUCACCUUUAGCAAAAGAGAAACGAAUGCCCUUCUUUAAGAAGAUGGAACACAUUCCGCCGUAUGAUGUUGUGCCUUCUAUGCGGCCCGUGGUUCUGGUUGGACCGUCGCUGAAGGGCUAUGAGGUAACAGACAUGAUGCAAAAAGCACUGUUUGACUUUUUGAAACAUCGAUUCGAGGGAAGAAUAUCCAUCACUCGUGUCACAGCAGACAUCUCACUUGCCAAACGCUCAGUCCUGAACAAUCCCAGCAAGCACGCCAUCAUCGAGCGCUCUAACACGCGCUCCAACUUAGCUGAAGUUCAAAGUGAGAUUGAGCGCAUUUUUGAACUGGCGCGGACGUUACAGCUGGUGGUUCUGGACGCCGACACCAUCAACCACCCGUCUCAGCUGGGGAAAACCUCUCUCGCCCCCAUCAUCGUCUACGUCAAGAUCACCUCACCUAAGGUGCUGCAGCGGCUCAUCAAGUCCAGAGGCAAAUCUCAGGCCAAACACCUGAACGUCCAGAUGGUGGCCGCAGACAAGUUGGCUCAGUGUCCGUCUGAGAUGUUUGAUAUCAUCCUGGAUGAGAACCAGCUGGAGGAUGCUUGUGAGCACAUGGCUGAUUUUCUGGAAGCCUACUGGAGGAGCAGUCACCCACCGAGCUGCAGCUCUUCUGACCUAGAGCUAACGGAUCCGCCCACAGCCACCCUGCCGGCUGCCCCGACGCCAGCCUCCGGUGUGCAGAGCAACGGCUCGGAGCAGAAGGGAGACAAAGCAUUGGUGGAGCAGAAGAGCUCCAAGGAUGAUAACCAGCACCAUCAUCAUCAUCACCACCAUCACCACCACCAGAGAAGCUUGGAGCAGGCCGACGCAGAAGCUGAGGGGGAAAGCAACGACGAGGAAAGGCCCAUAAGGACAGAGCCCUCUAAGAGAGCCCCACACAUCCACCACAGGUCAUCGUCCACCAGAACUGAGCACCACAACCACCAUCACCACCACCACCACCACCACAACAACAGGGCCAAGGGCAUCUCUCGGCAGGAGACUUUGGACUCCGAGACCCCCGAGAGCCGAGAGAGUAAAGACUCAGCUCACACUGAGCCACAUGUCCCACUCCGCCACCAGGACGAGGAAGAGGAGGAGGAUCUAGGGGAGGGGCACCCCCAACAGCGGCACGAACCGCUGCCCCAACGGGACCACAAUCACCAUCACCACCAUCACCGCAGCGGAGGAGGUGAUGAGGCCGGCCACGGCACAGCGCACCACCGCUGCAAGGAGCGUGAGCAGGACCACAACGAACGCAACAGGCAGCGCUCCCACCACCACCACCGCCCGGCGCGGGAACACCACCACCACCACGAACAGGACAGGGAGGGGGUGGUGGGUCCCAAAAAGAGGGGCGAGGCGGCAGGCGAGUGGACCAGAGACUCCUACAUCCAUCAGUGAAGUCCCCUCAGAGCACUCCAUUCUCCCACCAUGCUGCUAGACCCUGAAGCAUCCCUUUUUAUCUCCACCUAUUUGUAAAUGCUCCUCCAUCUUUUUUUCAGGAUUUUAAUUAAAUAGAUAUAAAUACAUAAAUAUGUGUGUAUCUAUGCAUAAACGGUGUUUAUGUGUGGAUAUGCAUGAAUAUUAAAGAUAUGCAUAUUUUAAACCUGUGUUGGAUGAAGCAUGACAAAGCAGAAUUUUUGUUUUGUACUGAGCUGUGCUUUCUGUGAUUAGCAUUAAUAUUAUUAUCCAUUUGUAUUGCUUGUCGCCACUUGAAUAUUUUAAUUUUUCCUUCAGACUACUACCAGACACUUGAAGUUGAUGCUGUAAUUACAGCUUGGGAAAUUUGCUCUCUUAGACUUAAACUUGUUUUCCAAAAGGAAAAACCUGUUUAGAGAAGUCAGUUUAUUAGAUUUAUCUGGACAAACGUCACUGAGGAAGCCAUUUACUACAGUUAAAGCUGGGGUCCGUAGUGUAACGUCAUCAAGGAGAGGAGGAGAUUUUUAUAUUUAUAUAGUUCCCAGUUCCCUUCAGGAAGAUGCUAAACCACGCCUCUUACAGCACACGCGCACACAAAUAGCCUCGUAGCGCUAACGGACAAGUAAUGUUUUUGAUAUGUUGCUAUCAGACACAUCUGCUCAAACUGCUGAAUCACGUCCUCAGCCUUCAUUGGGUUCUGCAGGAGCUGCUAAUCACUUGUUUUAAUCAAAUCUGCAUCUUUGAAGCAGGAAAACAUCUAAAACCAGCAGGAUUGUGAUCUGACUGCCAUUUACACCGACUGUGGUUUGUGUGCUGCACGUCCCCAGAAAAUUGCUGCCGCUAGAGCAUUAAAUGAUUAGAAAUUUGACAGAACGCAUUUAAAUAUAAACUUGUAAAAGUAACAUGAACUAUCAUACAGUGAAGUGAUAACAAAAAAGCUGGAAAAAUGAAUGCAGCACGAGUUUUAUUUUGGAAUCUGUGGGAUGAAUCUCGCUGAAACAUGUCUCGCUUCCUGUCUGGCUCAUGUCAUUUUUUUUUUUACUUCAUGACUAAAUGCGAGAACUUUCUAGAACUCUGCAUUCAUAUCUGCAGCUGGUGUGAAUGAGGUGUGACAUUAAUUCAAUGCAAGUUGAUUUAGCAUUCAAGCUAGGUAGGUGUGCUAAGCUAACCCUAGUGCACGCUGGGUACUGGGGCACAUUCUGGUUGAUUGACAGCUCCCUGUUGAGGAUACGCAAAUAUUUUGGUCAGCGCUCUAGGCUCCUGUGAGCCUCUUUCCAUUAGAUGUGAAAGUGACGUGUUACAAAAUGACGGAGUUUUACCCGACAGCUCCCUUCCAACCAGGAGACACUAAAUAAGAGCAAAAGCGUUCCACUCAGCUGAUCCCCUGAGGUCACAAAACCACAGGAGAAUUGAAAGAUCACACGUGAUUUUGGAAGUUACAAGCAAGAAGAAAGAUAGCUGCAUGUAUCUAAAAACGUCUGUGGCCUAUUUUCUGUUCUGUUUACAUCGGCUACGGGGUUUUAACAGAAAAUUAUGUACGUUUAUCAGCAGAUUUUUAUUUUGAAAGUUUCCGGAUGUUUUACACUUCCUGUUUGACCUGAUCGGAACUGCAGAGUUUGACAAGUUUUGGAAGCGUAGAUCGUAAAAAUAGAGUCGAAACGUAAUGAUAGCACCCCAAAUCUUCUGGGACGCGUCCAAAACAUUAGACUUUGCUGCCGAUGGAAUGGAGCCUGUCCACUAUAAUGGCGACUAAUUGCCAUGAUGCAUGUUUCGUGACCGUUUUGUGGCGCUUUCAUGUGCGGUGGAAAGGCGGCUUUUGGGGAAAUGUAAACAAUGAAAGAUUAUUUACUUUUAUUAUAGAACAGGGUCAGAUAGUCAAAUUAAAGCAUUUUUAAAGGUGCAUUAUGUAGAGAUUAAGUAAAAAUGACAUCCUGUGGUAAAAUUUGGUUACUGCAGCCACUUUAAACAACUGUGGAGAUUUUUGCCGCUCGUUGUCAAAUUACAAUUUUGGGCGCUGCAGUAUUAGCUCGCAGGAGACACCACACCCCCACAGUCACUGACGGUAAACGGCAGUUAUGUCCCUCCUUCCUUUGUUUUGAAAGGAGAAAAACUGACAAUCUCACAGCCAGCUGGAUAUGAAACACGUUUCAGUAUAACCUUCCCUCCAAAAAGACUGAAACAUUAGACUCUUUUGCGAUUUUCUCACUGUAAAAUUCUCACUAUAUUCUUACAUACUGCACCUUUAAGUGGCUUUGAAACUAUGUACCCCAGCUUUAAGAGUAAUAAUACUUACAAUUGUUACACUGAAAAACACAUUUAGGAAGAGCAGGGAAGCAUUUCUCCCAAACUGUCAAACUUUACCUUUAAUUUAACGUUCAGCUUUAAUUUUUAAAUUCUAACCUUUAGUUUUGACAUUUUUCCACCACCUUUGGUCUUGCCUUACUGGAAAAACGAGCUCAACUGUUUUUCGUGUGGGUCCAGGAACAUUUAGAGCACUGAAACUUCUUCUGUACUUUUUCUUCUGAUUUGAAACGACAGCUCAGCUCUUGGAGAAUUCCUCCGUUCUGGUUCAUCUUUUAUCAAGUCUGACCCAUUUUCUAAUAAUUGCUGUUUAAGUCCCACCUGAACUCCCACUUCUUACAGUACAUUGAAUGUUCAUUACGAGACAGUUUGUUCAGUACACUUUAAAUUAAAAUUAUUCAUUUCUAAAAUAA
Molecule: messenger RNA, 9253 nt
Organism: Nothobranchius furzeri (turquoise killifish)
Lineage: Eukaryota; Metazoa; Chordata; Actinopteri; Cyprinodontiformes; Nothobranchiidae
Gene: cacnb2a
Product: calcium channel, voltage-dependent, beta 2a
Biological process (GO): calcium ion transmembrane transport
Cellular component (GO): voltage-gated calcium channel complex
Molecular function (GO): voltage-gated calcium channel activity; protein binding
Source: RefSeq, a predicted model, not a curated record